AUUAACUCCCGCCGGAUUUGGGGAAACGCAUUCUCGAAGGAGGGAAACGAGAGAAGGGAAAGGUCGAGAGAGAGUGGGGAAGGCUAGGUUUGCUGAUGACUCCUUCCGUCGGCCUCAAGAUGAAGUACGCUCUGUCGCUCUCUGCUUCUGCCAUGCAAAAGAGGAAGAAGAAGUGAAGGACAAUGCUUGAGUUCUCUACAUCUGGACACAUAUACUCUCUCCCUAUCUCUCUCUCUUUCUCUGCGUCUGGGAAAACUGUAGGCAGACUAAUCCUUUUGCUUUGUACUUUGCUAUUUCAGGUUAUGAUUUCUAUUACUGCGUGUUUCCCAAAUUGGUUUUCUGUCAUCGUAUUCUUUGUUUCUGCAGUAAGGAAAGUGCAACAAAAGCCUCUGUAGUCGACAUCUCCGAGGAAGAUCACCAGCAAUAAUCUCUGUAGCUAGCUAUGGCUUAAGCCGUCGAUGCCGGACGAGCUCUAAGUCCAACCUUAUAUAUAGCAAGCGACUGAAGCUUUUGCCUCUCCAAGAUUGCCGGAAUAGUGGACGAUUCUCCAGAUACAGGUGCUACCUUCUCUUUGACCCGUCUGAAGGUUGAGGCGAAGGAAGAUAAACGUAUAACAGCUUGGCUUUCUAUUUUGUUUUUCGUGUUCCAUUGGAAUAUGAUUAGUGUGGGUAGAAACAUAUAGUUUAAAUAGACUUUAUUAAUUUUUUAUGGCAUUAGUUUUGAUGAAGUUUUCCUUGCUAGUAUUUGGUCGUUUAAUUUUGUAUCCUCAUAUUGAGAAAGGGUCUGCUUUUACAUUUUUUGUAGUCAUCUUAAGUGUUCUAUGUCUUGCUUGGUGCGACUAUUUUGACUAGUAUGUAUUUAUUUAUCCAUAAAUCUGGACAGUCUACUGCAUUGGUGAACAAUUAUCACAUUAAUGAAUUUUUUCUCAUUCAUGCUGUGUCACUCAUUCAAGGAUGCAGGGGUUUUAGAUUGUCUUGCAUGAUGUGGCUGUUUUGACUAGCAUGUAUUUAUCUAUCCAUAAAUCUAGACAGUUUCCUGCAUUGGUGAACAAUUAUUGCAUUAAUGAUUUUUUUUUAUUCAUGCUGUGGCUGCUGGGGGGUUUUGACUUGCUCCCCUUUGAUUGAGGCUUUGUUUUUUAAUCCAGUUCUUUCCUAGACCAAUCUCAUAGCUGUUUUUUUUUUUUUUGAGGCAUUGCAGAUAGUGUGCUUAAUUUUUAUCUUCUUUUACAUGUUUGCCAUAUUCCAUUGUCAUUAUUUUCUUGUAUUCACAUUCACGACUAAUCAUCGUUGUUGUCUUUGUGUCCUUGAUAUUCUUUUUUAGCUUUUCCCUUUCCCCCUUCUUGGUUCUGGUUCCGCCCUAUGCUUGGCUGGGAAAUUUCUUUUCCACAUUGGAGAACUUGGAGUGAGGGUUAGUUCAAAAUUUUGUCAUGAUUGUCAGGAUUCAAUGGACUGACAUACAAGAAGGGUAAUUCAGAUGUGACUUCUCAAAGAAACCAUAUUGGUGCAAGCUAUUUAUUUUCUGAAAAGCUUUGAGCCAGUAAUAUGAGCUUGUGUCAUGUCUGCCAAUGUGGUGAAACUUUCGAGGAAACUGCACAAUUGAAUGUUUCGCUAUGGCUACUAGGAUCUGGCCUUGCCAGCAUGCGUUGGAGGAAGAUCAUAGCUGUCUAUGAGUAUUUCUGUAAUGAGGACUCUAUCAAUGUUGAAGUUGGACAUUUGCUCUAGGAAGAGGUUUAAUGAUACUAAGCGAUUCCCAGUAUGGGCUAAGUUUCAAAAAAAUGGUCGUCAUAAUCCUCCCCUGGCGUCCGACAGGCGGCCCACAGUUCAACUUCCUUCAUUCUCUUAAACCCUGCCCGAUACAAAGUUUGGAAAGCCUUCUUUUUGCUUCUCGCGCUUCGGCUGCACAGUUCUCAUUCACAUAUCAUGCGGACCCAACCCCUCGACAGGAUGCCGCCGCUGCUUCCUUCGAGCUCGCGUCCUCCUAAGAUGGGAUGCUCCAUCAGGGUAGGGAGGAGGAGCAGUUGUGGUCGCAGGGACCGGUUGGCUCUGUGGAUGCCAGCGGUCCACUUCCCCGCCCGGUCUCCUCCGUGGAGUAGAGGGUCAGGAUGGGGCUUCUCGUCGUGUCCUUCCCGCGCCUCGGCAUCAUCUUCAUCUGCCCCAAAGAGCUACGCCACCUGGAGUAAAAACCAAGUUCAGGAUGAAGAAGAAGAAGGGAAGAGAUCAUCCUGCCCGGAGGGGCUGCAGACGGGAUCCCUACCGCAGCACGUGGCAGUCAUCAUGGACGGCAACUCGAGGUGGGCGCGGAGGAGGGGGCUGCCCGUGGCGGCGGGGCACGAGGCGGGAGUCAGGGCGCUGCAGGAGGUCGUAAGACUCUCGUGUGCCUGGGGAAUCCCCAUCCUCACCGUUUUCGCCUUCUCUAUGGACAAUUGGAACAGGCCUCAGGCAGAGGUCGAUAUCUUGAUGAGGUUAUUUCAAAGCGUACUUAGGAAUGAAGUUGCUACUUUGAAAAGAGAAGGGAUUCGGCUCUGUGUAGUGGGAGACAAGUCCAAGCUUCCAAAAUCCUUACAGAAGUUGGUGGGUGAAGUGGUGGAAAUGACAAAAGCAAACCAUCGCCUUAAAUUGGUUGUAGCAAUCAGCUACAGCGGCCGGAAUGAAAUCGUGCGAGCGUGCCAGAAGCUUGCCUCUAGAGUAAGAGAUGGGGAACUCUGGCCAUCAGAUAUCACGGAGUCGAUGUUUGAACGAGAGCUGGACAUGAGACUUGAAGGAGGCUACCCUGAUCCAGAUUUAGUUAUUCGGACUAGCGGAGAGCUGAGGUUGAGCAAUUUCUUUCUUUGGCAGUUAGCAUACUCCGAGCUUUUCUUCACAAAAACAUGUUGGCCUGAUUUUGGUGAGGCCGAAUACGCAGAGGCACUGCUUUCAUACCAAACACGGCAGAGACGAUUUGGCAGACGAGAUGAUGAAAUGCGAGGCAGGCGAUUUCUCAAGCAGAAGGAUGAAUCAAAUAGUGUUGCGCAAGGGGGGGCUAUUUGAAUGAGCUUCAGGGGGAUGAUGUUUGCUAGGUGCCUCGAUUGUCAGUAAAUGUGGGAAUCGUAGUAUCAGGCGCCCGCAAUAUGGCUAAGCCGGGUUAGAAUCUGGCUCGAGUGUUUUUUUCCUUUUGUUGUUCGCAGCGAAGAAACAUCUGCAACGCUUGAAAUAUGGACGGAUGCACUGGACGUCUCUAGCGGUUAUGUGGGCGUUGACUGCAGCAGCAGUCAUGAACCUCUCUGGAUUUUGGUAGCCAGAAACGGUCGGUCGUAUCCACCUUGCACUAGCGAGAGGAUGGUCACACUUGUUGACAGGACAGGAGGAGAUACGGGCGAGGGGGAAAGCAUGGCGGGACGGCAUAUAUCUAUAACUAUCAGCGGGACAGGAAGCACCGAAGCCUGCGUGUUUUGAUGAUAUACAUGACGUAGAGGUUAGCACCCUGACUACAAACAGGCGUAUCGGUCCAAAUCGAUGGUUUUCUGCUCCUGCUGGUUUCCCUUCAGGAAGAGACGAUUGGGGGCGGCCGUCAAAGAAGAAAGCGGGUCGGUUCGAAUCUGGCGAUGAGACCGGUUACUACGGAAACGUUGAGCCACCCUUGCGUUUUUCGUUGGUUUGUUCUCACAACACCGGUUGUCCUGCACUUUUGAAUCUUAUACAAAGAACUCACGAACCAUGAAAAGUAGGGGCGUCGGUUUUUCUGCAGGCGCCCGCGGUUUCAUCAUUAUCUAUGUGCGCUAACCCCCUUGCCGCCAAAAGCUUAAGAAAAUACCAUGGAAGUGCAAUGAGCUAACUUUAGAUGGGGUGGUAGUAAAGGGGGCUAUGGGCGGGUUGGUUGGUCAUGUAAACUGGUAAGGUAGGGAGAGGGCCCCGUGGAAUAAAUCAUAGGUGAGUAUUCUCUGCUGCCACUGUUUCUGUACUCA
Molecule: messenger RNA, 3940 nt
Organism: Nymphaea colorata (pocket water lily)
Lineage: Eukaryota; Viridiplantae; Streptophyta; Magnoliopsida; Nymphaeales; Nymphaeaceae
Exons: 8
Coding region: 1920-3026 (368 amino acids)
Biological process (GO): polyprenol biosynthetic process
Source: RefSeq, a predicted model, not a curated record